GAAAAUAUUGGAGAAGAAAACGCCGACGCUCGCUCCAGCAGCUUUAACUCCUCGAUUUAUAGAAACGCGUUAUUGUGUCUGGCUCUGAAGAUUUAAAGCCCUGAGCUGUGUGAGGACAUGAAGACGGAGACAUCCACGGAUGGAGGGACGUCAGAAGUCCAUGUGAAGAAAGAGGAGACGCUGGAGCUGAAAAUCUACAACCAUGGAGAUGACCUUGACAAUCCACCUGACGGUUUUUCCAUUAAAGUGGAAGAUCCUGAGAAUAAAGACUACCUCUACUGUGAAGUUUGCAAAUCCUUCUUCUUCAACAAAUGUGAGGUUCAUGGCCUGCCCCGCUUCAUCCCAGACACUCCUGUUGCCAUGGGAGUCUCUGACCGAGCCAGACAAACUCUUCCUCCUGGGCUAGAAAUCCAGAAGUCCAGUAUUCCUGAUGCAGGCCUGGGCGUGUUUAAUAAGGGGGAGACUGUUCCAGUAGGUGCACACUUCGGACCCUAUCAGGGAGAGCUGGUAAACGGAGAGGAAGCCAGGAACAGUGGAGACUCCUUGGUUGUAUACAGGAGCAUGCAGUGUGAAGAAUACAUCGAUGCCAAAAGAGAGAUGCAUGUGAAUUGGAUGAGGUAUGUGAAUUGUGCCCGUAACAAGGAAGAACAGAAUCUUGCGGCAUUUCAGUAUCAAGGGGGAAUUCUGUAUCGUUGCUGUCGACCCAUUAACCCAGGACAGGAGCUCUUGGUGUGGUAUGAAGAGGAGUAUACUAAUGAACUCGGUCCUGCACCUACAGGAACGACCAGACAGCAAGAAGUAAAGAACGCUCUGCUGCAAGUCUUUUCCUGCUCCACAUGUCCUUGUCCUGAUGCAUCUCAAAUUUACCAAGACAAACACAUCCAGAGAUGCCACUACGAAGCAUAUGUGAGACUUCAGGAAUCAAGAGAGAUUAAAUAUGAACUUCAAAUCCCCUCCAAAUGCUCCAGUAGUGAGCCAACAUCAACUGAUGCUGUCAGUUCUGACACUUCUCACAGUGAUGUACAGAAAGGAAUUCACCACUGCUCAGACUGUGGAAAGAGUUGUAGUCAUCAGGAUGCACUCCAGACAAACCAGUGCAGUCAGACAGGGGGAACUCCACAUUACUGCUCACAGUGUGGAAAGAGUUGUACUUGUCAGAAUAAUCUCCAAAGACAUCAGCGCAUUCACACAGGAGAGAAAUCGUAUCACUGCUCACAGUGUGGGAAGAGUUUUACUCAGCAGAAGAAUCUCCAAACACACCAGCGCAUUCACACAGGAGAGAAGCCGUAUCACUGCUCACAGUGUGGGAAGAGUUUUACUCAUAAGAGGAAUCUCCGAACACACCAGCGCAUUCACACAGGAGAGAAGCCGUAUCACUGCUCACAGUGUGGAAAGAGUUUUACUCAGCAGAGUCAUCUCCAAAAACACCAGCGCAUUCACACAGGAGAAAAGCCAUAUCACUGCUCACAGUGUGGGAAGAGUUUUGCUUAUCAGAGUAAUCUCCAAACACACCAGCGCAUUCACGCAGGAGAGAAGCCGUAUCACUGCUCACAGUGUGGAAAGAGUUUUACUCAUCAGAGUGAUCAACAACACCAGUGCAUUCACACAGGAGAGAAGCCAUAUCACUGCUCACAGUGUAAGAAGAGUUUUACUCAGCAGAGUGAUCUCCAACGACACCAGCGCAUCCACACAGGAGAGAAGCCGUAUCACUGUUCUCAAUGUGAGAAAAGUUUUACUGAUCAGAGUUAUCUCCAAAAACACCAGCGCAUUCACACAGGAGAGAAGCCGUAUCGCUGCUCACAGUGUGGGAAGAGUUUUCUUCAGCACAGUGAUCUCCAACGACACCAGCGUAUUCACACAGGAGAGAAGCCAUAUCACUGCUCACAGUGUGGAAAGAGUUUUACUCAUCGGAGUAACCUCCGAACACACCAACGCAUUCACACAGGAGAGAAGCCGUAUCACUGCUUACAGUGUGGAAAGAAUUUUUCUCGUCAUAGUAGUCUCCAAAAACACCGGCGCAUUCACACAGGAGAGAAGCCGUAUCACUGCUCACAGUGUGGAAAGAGUUUUGCUUAUCAGAGUCAUCUCCAAGCACACCAGCGCAUUCACACAGGGGAGAAGCCAUUUCACUGCUCACAGUGUGGGAAGAGUUUUACUCAGCGGAGUCAUCUCCAAGCACACCAGCGCAUUCACACAGGAGAGAAGCCGCAUCACUGCUCACAGUGUGGGAAGAGUUUUAAUUAUCCAAGUAGUCUCCAAACACACCAGCGCAUUCACACAGGAGAGAAGCCGUAUCACUGCUCAGAGUGUGGAAAGAGUUUUCCUCGUCAGAGUGAGCUCCAAAAACACCAGCGCAUUCACACAGGAGAGAAGCCAUUUCACUGCUCACAGUGUGGGAGGAGUUUUACUCAGCGGAGUACUCUCCGAACACACCAGCGCAUUCACACAGGAGAGAAGCCGUAUCACUGCUCACAGUGUGGGAAGAGUUUUACUCAUCGGAGUGAGCUCCAGAAACACCACCGCAUUCAUACAGGAGAAAAGCCGUAUCACUGCUCAGAGUGUGGGAAGAGUUUUACUCAUCAGAGUGAGCUCCAGAAACACCAGUGCAUUCACACAGGAGAGAAGCCGUAUCACUGCUCACAGUGUGGGAAGAGUUUUACUCAUCAGAGUGAGCUCCAAAAACACCAGUGCAUUCACACAGGAGAGAAGCCGUAUCACUGCUCACAGUGUGGGAAGAGUUUUACUCAUCAGAGUGAGCUCCAAAAACACCAGUGCAUUCACACAGGAGAGAAGCCGUAUCACUGCUCACAGUGUGGGAAGAGUUUUACUCAUCAGAGUGAGCUCCAAAAACACCAGUGCAUUCACACAGGAGAGAAGCCGUAUCACUGCUCACAGUGUGGGAAGAGUUUUACUCAGCAGAGUGGUCUCCAACGACACCGGCGCAUUCACACAGGAGAGAAGCUGCAACAGUGAUCACAGUGUGGAAAGAUGUUUACUUAUUCAGUUACGUUUAAGACCUACAGGUGCGCUAAUUCAGAGACAGUGCAUGAUU
Molecule: messenger RNA, 3052 nt
Organism: Neoarius graeffei (lesser salmon catfish)
Lineage: Eukaryota; Metazoa; Chordata; Actinopteri; Siluriformes; Ariidae
Product: zinc finger protein 271-like
Exons: 6
Coding region: 118-2973 (951 amino acids)
Molecular function (GO): protein binding; histone methyltransferase activity
Source: RefSeq, a predicted model, not a curated record